This is a messenger RNA of Vollenhovia emeryi, 1771 nucleotides long. RefSeq lists its product as uncharacterized. The coding region runs from base 881 to 1618 and encodes 245 amino acids. The record is from RefSeq and is a predicted model, not a curated record. Lineage: Eukaryota; Metazoa; Arthropoda; Insecta; Hymenoptera; Formicidae. The transcript has 2 exons.
UUGUAGACCCCGCAGAAAACGCGACGCGCGACCUGUGAUAAUCCAAUGACCGUAUAGAUUUUAUGGAAAAGCUGUACGCUCAUUGGAUAAUCGCAUUGCAAGAUUACUCAUGCGCCGUACGAAAGCUCGUCGGAUGUUUCGAUUAGCUGAUCUAAUUGCAUAAAGAUGUAAUUAAUGUAAUCUUGUAGCGAAUUCGGUCACUUGGUUAGCGCAAGAAAGCAGGACCGAUCAAACCACGGAGCCGAUCAAACCGCGGCUGCGCGGGGCCGGUCAAACCGCGGGGCCGCGUGCGGCGCACCGGUUGCACGCGCCUAGAGCCGGCCCUGGCUCGAACUAAUGCUCGGUCAUGUUUUAGGAGCGUUGCAAGGUGAUAUGGUCUAUAUUGUGUUGAUUACAACGUCGUAUAUAGCGUUUAAAUUUUCAGUGUCUGUUUGUAAGUUUAUUGUAUUAUCGGUCUUCUUUAUGAAAAACAUUUCCGCGAUUUCUCUUUUCCUCCUGAAAUGCUCGCUAUGUAAUAUUUUUGGUUUCGUCCAAUUAAAAUCAUGGUUAAAGUUUGUACGGUGUUUGCUAAUUACAGAGUGGUUAUUAGCGUCUUUCUUUAUAUCAUUUUUAUGUUCAUUAAUUCGAGUCUGGAGAUGUCGCUUAGUUUGUCCAAUAUAAGAGGCUUUGCAGUCUUUGCAUUCAAUAUGGUAAAUUACUUCGGUUUUCUUGUCCCAGUUUAUUUGGUCUUUGCCUCUUUUUAUGAUUUUGUCUAGUUUUUUGGGACUGUAUAAGCAGUAUUCAGACCUAUUUUUUUCAAAUUCGUGCUGAUUUUUUCGGUCAGUCUUUUAAUGAAAGGGAGGAUAAUGCCUAAUUUAGGAUCAAAGGUUAUUUUUUUCCCAUGUCACUAGAUGUCACUGCACUCUUUACCAAUAUCCCUAAAGAACUUGUAGUGGAAGCUAUCAAAAAACGCUGGAGUGAAAUUUCACCUAACACACUACUCAAUCUACCACAAUUUCUACAUGCCAUAGAAUUAAUAUUAAAUUCCACUAGUUUCAAAUUUGACGGACAGUUUUACGAGCAGAUUUUCGGUAGCCCCAUGGGGUCUCCCUUGUCACCAAUCCUGGCAGAUAUGGUUAUGAAAGACCUUGAAGUGUCUUGCCUGCAGAGACUAGAUUUCAACGUACCUAUAUUUUACAGAUAUGUUGACGAUAUUAUUACAGCAUUACCUACGACCAAAAUUGACACUGUCUUAGCCAUAUUCAAUAAUCAUCACCCACGACUAAAAUUCACUUAUGAAAUGGAAUCUAACAACUCCAUCUCAUUUCUGGAUGUGACUCUUACCAAAACUGACAAGAAUAAUAUCCUGACAAAUUGGUACCAAAAACCUACCUUUUCCGGACGAUAUAUUAAUUACCAUUCCAGUCACCCUUUUAAAUACAAGACCAACACUAUUAUUAGUUUAGUUGACCACGCUAUUUUACUUUCGGACAAGAUAUAUUGGAAACAAAACAUUGCUCUAGUUAAAAAAAUUUUACUUAACAACUGCUUUCCUGACAAAAUUAUCGACAAACAUAUUAAUAUUACCCAGGUAGAAAUCUGCCUCAAUUUGCCGAGAUUAAGUACAGGGCCUGGAUAGAAAAAUCCAGUUAAAAAUAUCCGUAUAGGUCCAGAAUACACCCUAGAAAUUUACCUUGAUUUUACCGAGAGAAAAAUAGUCGGAAAAAUCUACAUGGGUCCUAGAUUGCCACUGACAGAUUUUUCCCUGAUUCCCUCCUGAAUAGAUAGCACU